Molecule: messenger RNA, 315 nt
Organism: Uncinocarpus reesii 1704
Lineage: Eukaryota; Fungi; Ascomycota; Eurotiomycetes; Onygenales; Onygenaceae
Exons: 2
Coding region: 1-315 (104 amino acids)
Source: RefSeq, a predicted model, not a curated record
AUGCCUAUCACGCGAGUCACUCUUUUCAAGGUCCCUGAGGAGGAACAUCGCCAGCAACUGUUGGCCAUGUACAAAACUAUGGCGCAAGACGCCUUAAAAGACGGAAAGCCCUACAUCCGCUCCGUCCGAGCCGGCUCGACAUUCGACGACCAGCGCCGCCAGGGAUACACUCUCGCCGUUGUGUCGGAAUUCGAUAGCGUUGAUGAUAUGAACUAUUAUGACAACGAUUGCAAGGCCCACGCCAAUCUGAAAGUGGUCGCAAAGAAUGUGCACCAAGGCGUUAUGAUGACCUUUUUCGAAUCUGUCACGAACUAA